This is a messenger RNA of Orbicella faveolata, 5895 nucleotides long. RefSeq lists its product as uncharacterized. The record is from RefSeq and is a predicted model, not a curated record. Lineage: Eukaryota; Metazoa; Cnidaria; Anthozoa; Scleractinia; Merulinidae.
UAUAAUUAGGAUUACACCAGAAUAAACGAGACGAAUAUAACAAUGUAUUCCGCACCCUUUUUUCCCACCCCUUUUGUUUUCUAAUGUCAUUGUUAUUGUUCUGUUUCAGGUCUUGGUCGCUGAGCAAAAAGGCGAUACUUUGGGGUGGCCCUGGGCGAUAGAGGGGCUCUCAGUGUGAGGUCCCGGAUGCCUUAUGACGUUGAUGUUUUUUCCUUUUUUGGAUGUAUUCUUUGAAUUUCGCUGUUUUAUUUUGAAGCAAUAAAGGCAAUACACAAUAAAGGCGGAAUACAUUGUUAUAUUCGUCUCGUUUAUUCUCGUAUAAUCCUAAUUAUACUUCGGGUCUACGACCCUCUUAUAAUUAGUAAUUAAUGGCUUAAUUAUUAUUCACCUUUCUCAGGGAUAGAGACAUGGCGUGCUAUUCAUUUAUCCAUUUUGUCUGUUCGUGUGUUGAGGCUCUGGAUAAACUUUACUACUCGACUUCCGGUGUCGAAUUAAGUCGAUUCGCAAACCGACAUUCAUUAAUGUUCAUUCUUUUUCAGGUGCUGUUAAGUUCAGCAAAGUGUUACCAUGGGAAUGUGAUGCUGAUAUCAAAUUUCUAUCAGAGAACUACACUGCAAUUCAAAGGUUUCGUCCAAACUUCGAAGCAGCGGGCUUUGAAUUUGUAGAUGAACGAGGAACGGAGUGCUGUACGGAUGGCAGAAAAACUUGGGGCAGUUUUCUUUUGUGCAAAAAUGGAUGGAAAGUGGAUAUGUUUGGCAAGGCCAUGCUAGAGUCUGAGUUACUUGUAGCGAGCGGUCAGCAGCCGACGAAAGUAAUGUUCGCCGGGCACUGGGUGACUGCAAUGCGCAAUCCGGGACUUUCUACGCGCAAUUGAUAUGGGCCUAACAUGCAUUUACCGGCACGUGGAACACUGGUACGACACAGGACAUUGGUAUGGACAUGUUCCUUAUAAGUCGGGCAUAUUCACCAAAUGUCCCGUGCCGGGUCACAUGCGGUGUCUUGAUCGAUAUCCUGUCGAUGGUAAUCUUCCAUUUAGUUUUUGUCCACUUGUCUAAGUCCGUUAUCUGACCCAAAUGUCCUACAUAAAAAUAAAACAAAAAAUAAAAAAUUAAAUAAAUAAAUAAAAAUGCAUGCCAUGCCAUCACUUACAGGUAACGGGACUACCGUGCUUCAGACGUUUUUAGAUUUAGUUUAAAAUGGUAGGAAAUAGUGUUAAAAUAUAACUAUGGGUUUCAUAAUAAUAAUAAUAAUAAUAAUAAUAAUAAUGAUAAUAAUAAUUUAAUUUAUAUAGCGCUAAUUAUCAUAAAAAAUACACUUAGUCUUGACUUCUGCCUGAUUCAUUGCUUAUAUGACGAUAUGUACUAAAACACAAAUCUUGUCUCCAAAAUCUUUCUCUGUUUUGGUAAGCACCAGGAACUCGGAGUGUGGCCAGUUACAAUUUGAAACAUAUGUUCACGAUAAAUGGUUUCUCCUGGUUGCUAAUUGGCUGACAAUUGAAAAUAGGCACUCUGCGCAUAUUCAAACAAUCUGACCAGCCUGAGUCCGCUUUCUUUGAGCUGACCAUAAGAAAAGCAGGAUCUGGGACGAAAUAAAUACUGAAAAUAUUUUGUAAAGUAUACUUACAGAAAUGUCUUUGUCAAAGGAGAGAGAGAUAAACCCCGUCGGGGACGGUCCAGUCCCUGAAUUCCUCCUUCCCCGCUUUAAAUGUUUACAGUAAGCUUUUAGAGCCUCAAUUACAGCAGAGCAUUCCUCCCGGUAGUUGGUUUGCUGAGUUUCCGCAUCCAGAAGCGACCGAUCCUUUCAUUCUCGUUGCGGUCAAAUUGCUCCAGAGGAACAGUGAACUCCAGCCAUCUCAUGAUAGGAAAGACACAAGACAUAGGAAAGCUUUCCUGUCUAUCUGAUAAACUUUUACGUUAUUAGCCUUAAGGUACUGUGACUUUGAGGCGUCCUUACAAGUUCUGUUUCAUUCAGGAGGCCAUCCAUGGCAAUUAGAGAUAAACACGGUUCCCCCUCCCCUCACCAAAAAUUGGCAAGUUUUGGGUCCCAUAUUUUGUAAAUUUCUAACAGAUUCUCUUGCAGCUUCCCCUGUAUACUAAUUCGGCAUAAUAUUUCAGCUAUGAAGGGUUUUUUGUUUAUAUCAAUGAUACGAAAAAUUGUUGGUAUGUGUGACAUGGGUAAAAACGUUCCCCUUCGAUUCCGCCAAAGUGAACAAUUCUAUAACACCUCACGGCAUUGACGCUCUUGCCAUAAGGUAACCUUUCUCAUAACAGUUCGAAUUGUUUUCGUUAAAGAUGGGCCAGUGGAUAUUUUCGGGAAUGAAGCCAGCGUUAGUGAAAGUACAAUAAUCUAAGCAAUCAAAUCAAGGGUUUAAUUUUCACCUCGCGACAAUGCGAGCGGGAACUCUGGGGACGAGAAUGAGGAAUAUAUUGUUCUGAUCCAGACUCCUCGCGGUAACACUGUCGUGGACGUAUCAAUAUGGCGUCUAAUUAUGUUGAGAACAGCGCAUCAUUGACACAUCAGUCAAAGGACGCUUGAAAAUGACUGCAAGUAACGUCAAACUCGAACACACGGUGUUCUGCCCUGAGAGCUGUUCAGCCCGGCACAACGAAAUGAUCCUAGCUCUGAGUGCCUGCAGUGAAGACGGCAGAAAACCAGCAGAUUUAGCUCCUCUUAAAGUUGCGCUUUACUCUCAUCUACAGGACGGCUGGAAUGCACAAAGUAAUGUCCCGGAUGCCCUUCCAGAAUUCCACUUUCCUCUGGUACAGUGGGCGUGCGUGUUGGGCAAAACUCAAGUGUUGAGCUGGCUUCUAACGAAAAUGAAAUUUAAGGCAUUUGUUACAGCCGAACGAACCGGCGAAACAGGUUUGCACCGAGCUCUGAGACUGCUACAUAAAGUGAGAAGUCGCGAUAUAACGCCGAGGUCUGUGCACUUUAUUUGCAGUAACUUUAAUUUGAUUGUUGACACCCUGACUGAGCAAGACCCUCACGGAUUGUUCCUAAAGGACAAAGUGCAAGGAAACUCUGUUUUUCACAUGUGUGCGCUAUGCAUUAGUCAGCAAGAAUCUGUUUGUAGUGAACUAGAUUACUACGAAUACUGUAUGAAAAUUUUACUUCAACGCGUCACUGCACUACAGACAAUGGAGAAAUUGCCCACGGAAGCUCUGCAAAGGGCCCUCAAUUCGAAAAAUGAUCGCGGCGAAACUAUUCUUCACAUACUUGCGCGGAACAAUAUCUCUAUUAACACAGUAAAAUACCUUCUGUCAGAUUACAAAGAGGUUUUAAAGAAGUUAAUAAAAAACCAUGAAAAAGCAACCCCGCUCGAUGUCGCUCGCGACCGUGAAGCAGACCUUGUAGAGAAAGAACUCGCUUCUGAAGGACAAGGAGUGGAACAACUAGCUCCAAAGCAACGCGACUUGUACCAACUUUACACCCAGGAUCUAGACCAAGCUGACCAUAAUGAAGCUAUUGCUGGCAACAGUAAUUCCGUUGAUGGCAAUGCUCAGAGUAAAGUUAAUAAGGAGGAUCGUGGCGCGGGUUAUUCACUUCGUUUAAGUACCUUUCUCCAGAGGGAAGGUUUCUAUUGCUCCUCUUCUCCUCGGAGUUGUAUCUCAGAUGAAGUUUCUCAGGACGAGACAGCUCGCUCUCCUCUUCUCGGUACUCAGUCAGUGCACUUUCCGGCAAGCCUCGCGACAAACACUGAGAGCAUGUCAACCAACGACAGUCAAUCCACUAACAACUGUGAUUCAGAGAAUGUGCCUCGGCAGAACGGAGAUGGGCAGGAUAGUCGUGUUUCUGUUGUUAUCGCGGAGAACAGCGUUUUGAUAAGCCUUCAGGUCAGAGAAACAGACGUUAAUGAAGAACUCGGCAAUUGCCCUGGUGCUCCUUGCGAAAAAAGUUGUACUGAAAAGGGCGUGUCGGCUAAUUUACCUGCCAAUUCAAAUUCCUGCUCCGAUACCGUGCAAAUCCCCGAAUCUGAGUCACAAGUGAAGGAAACCGGGGACGCACCUGCAGCUGCACGUGCAGACACCGAGGAGAACACGUGCAAUGCACGCAAAGACCAACCAUUAGCACAUGAGAAUGGCGUGCCUAGCUGCCUGGCAAAGAUUAUUCGGCAGGAGAGUGACGUAGCGAGUAUGUUGGUAGCCAGACUUCAAGAUAAAAAGGAACAAAACCGUGUUGAAUUACGCAGGGCCCAGAGAGAACUGAUAGAGAAACAAAGGCGGGAGACUAUCGCUAAUAAGAACCUUCAGCAGCUGAGAACAGAACUGGAAAAUCUUUCCUCUCGAAAAGAGAACUUGGAGCAUAGAAGGAAAGAAUUGCUAGAAGAGCUUAAAAAUACCGAGGGAAACAUCCACCAACUUCAAGAACAAUCUCUUGCACUGCAGUCGAGAAUUAACGAACAAGCUCGCGUUGUUGAGAGUAUUAAAGUGGACUGCGAAAAGGCCAGCGAAGAGUGUGUUUCUCUUAAGCGAACAUUUUCGGAAUAUAGCGAAGCGUUGAGUGACAUUGGUUCUCCUUGUGAUGACCAAAAAGCUAAUAAGGAAUGCUUGGAAAAUGACUCGUAACCAGGAAUGUGUCCUUCAAAAUACAGAAGAAAAUACGAGUGACUUGCCACAGAAAGGAUAGGUAUAAUUGUAUCAGCUGUUCGCUAAUUCAAAAAUUGUCUAAUCGAUGACAAUGACUGUUAUUUCUUUAAACAACCUUGUUGCUAAUCGAGCAGUCUUUUUCGUUUGUGCCAUGUUGUUUCCUCAGGUCGAAAAGAUGGCAAGUUUUUCUCAGUUUUGUUCCUGUUGAAGUAGAGUGCACUCUCAAAGGUUUUUGUUAUCCGAUUUGUUGUUGUUAGAGUCCAUUAUUGUGAUGAUUUCGGGAGUAACCGCUAAUUCCCUAUUGUGCUAACUUUAAUGUUUUGUUUAAUUAAUAAAUAUCAUUUAAUUUAUUAGACUUGGUUGUUCUCGUUAGUGCCAACUGUAUAUGUAUAUUAGGUGGAAGAUAUAUUACAUUCGGGAUCACACAUUAACUUUGUGUGCUUUUCCUUGUGGUAGGUAGAACACUGAUGUAGGACGCAUGCGUUCUAGUAUCGUUAGCGUGAAACACUCCGUUCUUGUGGAAAAGCCUGAACUGAUCCACAGUCGUUUUGGACUGAUCAGGAUGGGGACUUGUAUGAUUAGUAUGUGUCAGUACUGUACAUUGCACUCGGCUUUAUGAUCUGAGAUUCUCUCACUAGCUGUUGUGUGUAUUUAGGUGGUGCGUGAAACUUCAGUAAUUAGCCCAUGUUCGGUAGAUUAAAAUUCUAACAUGACUCCGAGACUUUCUGUCCAAAAUUUGGGCCGCAGCUCUCGUAAGGUCUCACAUGAAUGGCUUGAUACCCUUUGAGAGAACAAUAGAACAAACAACAGAAACAAUGCCCCUAACCCCAAAACAACAACAGCUGCUAACAAGCAAGAGAAUAACAAGUCUAAGAGAACUGCUAAACUUCUGCAAAAUUGUAAAUUUUCGACCGUUUUGUAAGAUUCCUUUGCCUGGUAGAGAUUUGAUAUCUCAUAAGAGAUUUGAUACAAAAGAAAUUAAAACAAGGUCAAAUAUAGCAGUCUGGCAGAAAGCCUCUGUACCACGUUAGAGUUUUACCAGUAUAAUUGUGUGUAUCAACAAUGGCUCUGUUAGUUAUAAGGUUACCGAACGUACUCUUGGAAGUGCUUUGGCGUUUGUAAAAUUUUUCCCCUGUUUUGAUCGUUCGGCUAUAUUAACGUUGUCAUAAACACCCUAAAAGCAACAUUUUCUAAUAAAACAUAACCAGCCUGUUUGGGGCGAAGUGUUUUAAUAGUCUUUAUAAUAUGGGUAGAACCCUGCGCGCGCUCUGAUUGGUAAAAACCCAUGUUUUAUCAGAGUAUAAAAGAU